Rotaria sp. Silwood1 is the source of this 279-nucleotide messenger RNA. NCBI's taxonomy places the organism in Eukaryota, Metazoa, Rotifera, Eurotatoria, Philodinida, Philodinidae. The record is from the annotation of a GenBank genome assembly.
AUGGAUUUUGCUGGGCUAAUUUGCAAUUCAAAAUGCCUGAUACUAAUUGAUGCAAAAUCAAAAUUUCCAAUUGUAGCUGAUAUGAAAAAUGAUACAACAGCAAAAAGCCUUUGUGAUGCUUUAGAACAAGUUAUCGAUUGGUUCGGUCCUUCAGAAACAUUAGUUUCCGAUAAUGGUCCACCAUUUAAUAGUUAUGAAAUGAACCAAUUCUAUGAGAAAUAUGAUAUUAAUCAUAUCACAACAACUCCGUAUCAUCCAGCAAGUAAUGGCUUAACAUAA